Pyricularia pennisetigena is the source of this 2307-nucleotide messenger RNA. RefSeq lists its product as uncharacterized. The transcript has 2 exons. The record is from RefSeq and is a predicted model, not a curated record. The coding region runs from base 1 to 2307 and encodes 768 amino acids. Gene Ontology annotation, molecular function: serine-type peptidase activity. Gene Ontology annotation, biological process: proteolysis. NCBI's taxonomy places the organism in Eukaryota, Fungi, Ascomycota, Sordariomycetes, Magnaporthales, Pyriculariaceae.
AUGCGAUUCUCUGUGCUGCUGGGCCUCGCUCAGAUCACAGCGGCCAACGUCGUCGCCCGGCAGUCAGGUUCGACAGUGGAAGUCGGCAAGUCGAAGCUGAUCGCGGAUCCGGCCGGGCUGGACGGCGCGUGUUCGCUGGCCAUCCGGACCGCGGCUACCAACACCAAGUUCAAGCCGUCUCUGGCGCUCAGUUGUCUGCAGUCCAUGCCUGUCGAGGUCGAUACGGACCUCACUCUGCUUGACCAACUAACCUACCAUGCCGAGACACUGAGCACGCUGGGGUACCUCAAGGCCCCGCCGGCCGGCUACUUGAUUCCCGGCGUUGACAUAAUGGGCGCGUUUGAUGAGAUGAGGAAGAAGCUGAAAGAUGGCAAGUAUGCCAACCAGUAUCACUUCAUGGACGAGCUUUUUAAUGUGUACCACGCCGCGUCGGAAAGCCAUUUCACAUGGAGACCAAUGAUAUUAAACGCUUUUACCUUUUCAAGGGGCAUCAACCUCGUCAGUGUUUCCCAGGAUGGCAUUGAGCUGCCCAAGGUUUACGCCGAAGAAGAUUUUAUGAAGAGUCAGCGCGAUGGAUACAAGGCUUCGGAGAUUGUUUCCAUCGAUGGAUCUCCAAUCGAGGACGUGAUAGCGAGGGAGUCCUUCUACGUGCUAGCCCAGGAUCCGGACGCAAAGUAUAACCAGCUGAUGCAGGGGCACGGCGUGCAUUCCAUCGGUGGCGAGUUCUGGAAGAACUGGCACACGGCCGGCGUCCCCGACUCUCACAACGUCACCUUUGCAAACUCAUCGACCGUCACCUACGUCAACACCGCCAGCUAUUCAGGCGGAGUGGCGGGCAUUCGAUCAGCUGGGGACCUGAGCAAGGCUUACCUUUUGCCGACUGACAAGGACGGUGGGUCGAGCGCAUUCGAGUUGGGCGCAAGCGACGACGGCAGUUUUGCUUCGGCUAUCAACGUGAUGCAGCUGCAUUCCAUCGCCAAGCGCGACCUUGAGCCGCGCGAUCUCUUCAAGCCGGAGCGGCUCAGGCCGUUCGUCAGCCACAAGCUCGGCAUGAUGUACGGUUACUUUCUCGACAAGGCUGACUUUACCGACGUGUGCGUGCUCGCCAUUCCGAGCUUCUCCAGCAACGGCACGAGCAACUAUCAGACCGAGCUUGAGGACACGAGGCGGGUGGUACGCGAGUUCAUCAGCAAAUGCAAGGCUGCCAACCGGAACCGGAUCGUCCUCGACGUCUCGGGCAACGGCGGCGGCAACUACGCCGCCGGAGUGGAGCUUUUUCGCAACUUCUUCCCCAAGGCCGAGUACCGCCAGGCCUACAACUUUCGCGUGUCGCCGUUCAUGCGCUACCUGGCCACCAACAUGAACGAGGUGGAGAAGUGGUCCUUUUACCAGCAGGAGUCGCGCGAGUACAAGCCCAGCUUUGACGAAUUCUUCAAGCCCUCCCAGGACAUCAAGCAAGACGACCUCACCGGCCACGUGCUGAUCGAGCCGUCGAGCAUCGCGAGCGACCUUGGCGGCGCGGCCAUCGACAGCUCCCAGGAGCCGCCGUUCAAGCCGGACGACAUGGUGAUCCUCUCGGACGGGCACGCCGGGUCGACGUGCGCAGGCGUCGUCAGCCUUUUCUACCGCGAGGCGGGCGUGCGCGUCGUGGCGUUUGGCGGCCGGCCGCUCGAGCGUCCCAUGCAGGGCGUCGGCGGCACGAGGGGCGGCUUCGGGUACGACGAGCCCAUGUUCCGCAACCUGUCGGACGCCUUCAACGCCGGCGGCCGCGCGCGGCGUCCCGACCCGCCCGCUGGGGUCCGGCGCCCGCCGCGCUGGCCCAUGGCGGUCCAGAGCCUGUUCGGCUGGCGCACCAACUGGAACAACGAGUUCGCGGUCGGGGCGGCCGCCGACGCCGUGCCGCUGCACUUUAGCUACGAGGCCGCGCACUGCCGCCGCUUCUACCGCCCCGACAACGUCGUCGACCACACGACCACCUGGGCCGACGCUGCCGCCGUGGCCUGGAAGGGCGCCAGGUGCGUCAAGGGCAGCACCGUCAACGGCGAUGGGAGCAUCGGGAAAGGCGGCAUGGAUGGCGCCCCGGCCUUCUCCGAGCACGUGCGCUCGCGGGAGCGCUACGUCGGCCUCGGUGCCGUCAACGAUGGCGUUGCGCCCACUGGACAGCUGCCGCCCCAGGGUGGGCGGAGGGCGGGCUCUGGAGCCGGAAGUGGCGGCGACUCCAAGAAGGAUGCGGCCGAUGGCUUGAGGGCUGGUGUUUUCACCGUUGCUGGCGUUGCUGCUCUCGCGGCCUCUCUGUUGGCUCUCUGA